UCCCUCUCUCUCUCUCUCUCUCUCCAUAAUCAUAAUACUGUUCUCCUUCUCAGCUCUUUGGAAAAUGGAGAACUUCUCCUCCUCCUCUCCAAAUACCCCUCUUUUCUCAGUCCAUGAUCAUUCAUCGUGUCAAAACAGCAAUCUGCAACAGUUCAUGAUGAGCCCUAACCCGUAUGAGUAUUCAUACGCAUUCCAAGGUGGUCAAGUUGAUCAACAGACGGAGUUUCAUUCUUUUCCCAACGCGAAUUCGGCAUUUCCUCACAUCUCCAUGCCGAUUCAGCAGAACGGAUGCGAACCCGUGGUACCAACACCGAGUUCGCUGGUUAACUCGGGCGGGUUGGGGCAAGGACUCGGAGGGUUUCUUGAUCCGCAGAAGACAAAGAUAGCGAGGAUUAAGCGAAAACUCGCGAGGCAAAGGACACUUAGCUUGUCAAGAAACAACUCUUCUUCGUCUUCUUCUUCUAAUAACUCUAAUUCUAAUCACAGUUCAAACGAGUCGGAUUCAAGGAGACAGGUGACGUUUAAGGGUCAUCCCCAUAACUUCUCCCAAGGUGAUCAAUUUCGGUUCUGCGGAUUGAAUAACAAGAAGCUUAGGGUUUUGUUGGUGAAGGAGUUGAAGAACAGUGAUGUAGGGGCGCUUGGGAGGAUUGUGCUUCCAAAGAGAGAAGCAGAAGCAAAUCUUCCAACGCUGUCGGAUAAAGAAGGAAUCAAAAUUGUGAUGAGAGAUGCGGACUCUAACCAAGCUUGGUCUUUCAAGUACAAGUUCUGGUCCAAUAAUAAGAGCAGAAUGUAUGUCCUCGAGAACACAGGGGAGUUUGUGAAGCAACAUGGACUAGAGAUGGGGGACUCGUUUACAAUACACGAGGACGAAAGCAAGAAUCUCUAUUACUCAAUAAGAAAGGCAGAGAAGCCGAAAGAAGCAACAGAAAACGCAAAGGAAGAGGAGAUGAUAGAGACAACGGGAGAAUACACACCAAGAGACGAAGACGAAGCUUCCUUGGCUUUGCUCAUUGAACAGCUCAAGGACAAGGAGCAACAGCUCGACAUGAGCUUGUCCGCCAUCCAUGACGGAGAUCCCUCGCGUGCUGCUCACGUGACUGAUGGUCUUGGUGCGUCAACCCAGUUUCACAGCUAUGCUACUAGUUUCCCAUUCUGAAAAUGGAUUUUUUUGUUUGUUUGUUUGUGUUGUUAUGAGAUGAUAUAUUAUAUAGAGGAAAAAAACAUGGAAACUUUUACAAAAGGGUGUUUUAAUGAGUGAU
This is a messenger RNA of Tarenaya hassleriana, 1259 nucleotides long. RefSeq names its product B3 domain-containing transcription factor LEC2. The transcript is spliced from 6 exons. The coding region runs from base 65 to 1156 and encodes 363 amino acids. Gene Ontology annotation, molecular function: DNA-binding transcription factor activity; DNA binding. Lineage: Eukaryota; Viridiplantae; Streptophyta; Magnoliopsida; Brassicales; Cleomaceae. The record is from RefSeq and is a predicted model, not a curated record.